AUGCCCGACACGAAGAAUGAGUUGUGGCGCGAGACGCCUCUCAUCUACUCGACACACAUAUCCAAACGUCUGGGCGAUGACUAUGCAGUAUAUCUGAAGAUGGAGACCCUCCAGCCCGGCCAUGCCUUCAAAUCGCGCGGCAUCUCCCACUUCAUCCAGAAGCAAGUCGAAGCGCGCGAUCCUAGUCUGCACGUCUUCUGUGCAUCUGGUGGUAACGCCGGGAUCGCAGCAGCUGCUGCAUCCCAAACAUUGGGCGUGAAAUGCACGAUCUUCUUGCCGGAAGGCGUCGAUGCGCGCACGCAACAGUUCCUCGUGAACCUCGGUGCAGAGGUUGUAGUGGCCGGCGCAGUGUAUAGCGAGGCUGUACAAGCUGCUGUACAAGCCGUCGAGAGAGAAGAGAACGCUGUUCUUGCGCCGGCGUACGAGCAUCCGACGGUCUGGGAGGGUCAUUCCUAUAUGGUUGGCGAAAUCAAGAAGCAGUUGCCGGACGACGUUGUUCCGGAUGCGAUCUUCUGCAGCGUUGGCGGCGCAGGUCUUCUGGGCGGUAUAAUCCUCGGCUGCAAGAGCGCUGGCUGGGACAAGGUUCCUCUCGUGGCGCUCGAGACACACGGCUGUAACGUCUUCUAUGAGGCCAUGGCCGCGAAUAGGCGGCCCGAUGCGGUGGUGCCCUCUAACAUCACUAUCAGGACCGAUGAAACCCAUGGGGUGAAAGUCGCAAAAGCGAAGAAGCUCACGUCGAAGGCGACCUCUCUCGGAGCUACCGAGGCAGCAGCCGGGGUUAUCAAGUUGGCAUUGGACCGCGCAGGCGAGGUUCGCUGCGCGACGAUACCAGACGAGAUGGCUAUGCACAUCUCGAGGUUGUUCGCAGACGAACACAAGACCUUGGUGGAGCUGGCAUGUUCAACGACGCUGGCCCCAGCGUACUCUCCGGAACUCCUCAAGGCGCUGGUUCCACCGGUUUCCGGACGGAAGACUGUGCUGGUGUUCAUCGUCUGCGGUGGAUUCAAGAUCUCACUUGAUGACCUAGCGCUGUAUAAGGCGAUCAUUGAGGCCGAUGCCUCGCCGGCGUAUACCGUCAGGCUGGGGUCGGGAGAGGAGAUCCAGGCACAGAAAUGGGCGUAG
Peniophora sp. CBMAI 1063 is the source of this 1122-nucleotide messenger RNA. The record is from the annotation of a GenBank genome assembly. NCBI's taxonomy places the organism in Eukaryota, Fungi, Basidiomycota, Agaricomycetes, Russulales, Peniophoraceae.